AUGCCCUCCAAAUUUCCAUGGCAGCGACCUCAGCCCGCUGCGUCCAGCUCGACCUCCACAGAUACAUACACCAACUCCCCCAGCAACCCCUAUGCCAACGCGUACCCCGCCGACCGGCGCCCCAUCGCGUCGACUGCCACCGCCUCGGCGCGUAAUCCCAACUCUCCCGCCGCGGGUCUUACCGCGGACUCUCCCUCUCAACUCCGAUCGCGUAUCAACUCGCCUCAUAACCGUACCGUCCCGGAUGUCUUUGCGAACGAGAGCAGGGGAUAUCCCUCGCCAUCGGUGGCGGCGGCGGGAGGGAAGCGGGUGGUGUCGUUUUUGAAGAGGAAAAAGAAGGAUGAGGAUAGUCCAGGAUGGACGCAGCUGGAUGGGGAUUCGCCAGGUCCUAUACGCGGGGCGAACCCGGUGGGACAGGUGAAGCGGUACGACGCGCGAGGAUACCCAGAGCGGGCGGGGAACGAGGUGGGAAGCCCAGUAGGGCUCAGCCCGGAGAGCGCCAAGGGGUAUCUACGGACAUCGCGGUCGCGGGACAGCCUGGCGUCCGAGGUAUCGUCGACCGGUGCCGGGGUCAAUGAAGAGUCGGGACGUUUCCUCGGGUCGAGUCGGCCAACAUCGUACCUCGCAUCGGAUACCACGCCCGCUAGCGUUUACCCACCGGUCAUGGACUACUCCCUGUCCGCCCCUUCAUACGAUCCCUACAACGCGUCGAAUGGCGGGACGGGCUACGUGUGGAAGAGCGGCAACGUCAACGGGUACUCGGGCGAUGGCGGACCCGAGCCCGCGCGCAGUCUCUACGCCCAGUCGAUGAUGAGCGUGCAGACCCGUGGAAGCGACUCGAGUCUGACCCAUUUCAAAAAGCACGACCAUAUCCAGGACAGCUAUGGCGCGUUCAGCAUAUCAAGUAAAGGAGGGACGAAGCAUCUGGGCAAAAAUUUCUCGCUGCCCGCUGAUCCUGCUUCUUGGUCUUACCUCGGCCCAGAAGCAGACGACGACUUUCACGAUCCCGACAUCAUAUCAAAGAAGAAUAGCAACUACCUAUCAGCGAUCAUCUCUCUGCGAGGGCUGUCGAAUCUUGGAUGUCUUCUGCUGCUCCUCGUCAUGCUCGUUGGCCUAUUCGGCGUCUAUCCCAUUGUAUCCUACUAUCUUCCCCAAGUCUACCCUACCUACGGCGCGUACAAUCUGGGCGGUAUCAAUGCGACCGGCCAGAUCCCCGACGUCGGCUCCUUUGCCCUUAUCGACCGCGACACUCCACAAUCCGCCUACACGCACAAAUCCAUUGAGAAUGGCGAGUCUUGGGAGCUGGUCUUCUCGGAUGAGUUCAAUCAUGACGGACGGACAUUCUGGCCUGGAGACGAUCCCUACUGGGAAGCGGUCGACCUGCACUACUGGCAAACCAACAACCUCGAGUGGUACUCUCCCGAACAAGUGACGACGAAGAACGGCAAGCUGGUCGUCACGCUGGAUAAUAUCGAAACGAAUGGCCUAGCCUAUCGCGGUGGAAUGAUCCAAACGUGGAAUCGAUUCUGCUUCACCAGCGGAUAUGUCGAGGCCUCAGUCAGUCUGCCAGGCAAGAACAACGUGUAUGGCCUUUGGCCGGCCAUUUGGUCGCUGGGCAAUCUGGGACGGGCGGGUUACGGUGGAUCGCUGGAUGGACUUUGGCCGUAUUCGUACGAUGCGUGCGAUGUCGGUACCCUGAAGAACCAGACUCUCAACGGCCAGCCCCAAAUCCCCGCUAGUCAAGGCGACAAGAACAACCUUGGCCACCUUUCCUACCUCCCCGGCCAGCGACUCUCGCGCUGCACGUGUCCAACAGACGCCACGCACCCCGGCCCAAAGCGCUCAGACGGCACUUUCGUUGGUCGUGGAGCGCCUGAAAUCGACAUGUUUGAGGCUGUCGUCGAUUCCACCACUCUGCAAGGCGAAGUUUCGCUGUCGGCUCAAUGGGCUCCGUUCAAUCCGGCAUAUCAGUUCCUUAACACCACUUCUAAUUACCGAAUUUACAACGCAUCCGAGGCGCAUCUGAAUCCCUGGCUUGGCUCGGUAUGGCAACAAGCCACAACAGCACUCGGGAUAACCGAUCAGAACUGCUACACCGGCGAGACUGGAUGCUUCUCGGUCUACGGAUUCGAGUACCGCCGAGGGGACGACGGGUAUAUCUCUUGGGUCAACAAGGGCAAGCCCGCGUGGACGGUACGGGGUGCAGCUAUGGGGGCGAAUUCGGCCGCGGGAGUCAGUCAGCGGCCGGUGCCCAAUGAGCCGCUCUAUCUGAUCAUUAAUUUGGGGAUAUCGGAGAACUUUGGACCUGUCGAUUACACCGGGUUGGCCCCUUUGUUCCCAGUGACGAUGGAGGUCGACUACAUUCGUGUCUACCAAGAUCCAAAGGACCGAAAUAUCGGAUGUGAUCCCGCCGACUUCCCCACUGCUUCCUACAUCGCUAGAUAUCCAGAAAUCUAUAGCAACACGAAUAUUACCGUCAUGGACCAAAUACCAAACUUCACGAGGCCAAAGAAUAGACUUAUAGACACAUGUUGA
Messenger RNA from Dioszegia hungarica, 2535 nucleotides. RefSeq names its product beta-glucan synthesis-associated protein-domain-containing protein. Gene Ontology annotation, molecular function: glucosidase activity. The transcript is spliced from 13 exons. Gene Ontology annotation, biological process: (1->6)-beta-D-glucan biosynthetic process; fungal-type cell wall organization. Bases 1 to 2535 code for a protein of 844 amino acids. Gene Ontology annotation, cellular component: plasma membrane; endoplasmic reticulum membrane. NCBI's taxonomy places the organism in Eukaryota, Fungi, Basidiomycota, Tremellomycetes, Tremellales, Bulleribasidiaceae. The record is from RefSeq and is a predicted model, not a curated record.